Molecule: messenger RNA, 1916 nt
Organism: Hydra vulgaris (swiftwater hydra)
Lineage: Eukaryota; Metazoa; Cnidaria; Hydrozoa; Anthoathecata; Hydridae
Biological process (GO): maturation of LSU-rRNA from tricistronic rRNA transcript (SSU-rRNA, 5.8S rRNA, LSU-rRNA)
Cellular component (GO): nucleolus
Molecular function (GO): RNA helicase activity; nucleic acid binding; ATP binding
Source: RefSeq, a predicted model, not a curated record
GUUUGAAUUUCUUUCCCUAGUUUAAUACUUGAAAGGUUUUAAAAUGAAUAACAUACAUAAAAAACACCUCAAAAAAAUAGAAAAACUACAAAAGUUUCGCAAAACAAAGAGUAAAAAGAAAAAUGAUUUGAAUGGAAAAGAAAAUAAUUCAAAGGAAGAAAGCAAUAUUAACAGAAAGGAAAGUGGUUCAGAGAAAAUUGUAAACGAGGAAAGUGUAAAUGAAAAACUAAAUGAUACAGAUAACACCAAAGUUAUAAAAGAUAAAAAAAGAAAAAUGAAUGAUGAAGAUAACAAUGAUGUUAAGAAAAUCAAAAGUUGUUCAGAGAACAAGGAUUUUGUAGAUGAGAGUGUAGCUGAUGCUCAAACUCCUAAUGAAGAUAAUCUAAUAGAAAGCCUUCCCAAUCAAGAAGCAUCUCUUCCACCCAGUAAAGAGUUUAAAUCAUUAGAAGGAUUAGUGUGCGAAAAAACACUAAAAGGAGUUUUUGAUAUGGGUUUUACUCAAAUGACUGAAAUCCAAUACAAAACUGUAAUGCCUUUACUUAAUGGAAGGGAUCUUUUGGGUGCUGCAAAAACAGGUAGUGGUAAAACACUUGCUUUUCUAAUACCAACAAUUGAGCUACUUUACAAGUUGAACUUUAUGCCAAGGAAUGGAACUGGUGCCAUCAUUAUUUCACCAACAAGAGAAUUGUCAUUGCAAACAUUUGGUGUAUUAAGAGAUUUGCUACAACACCAUCAGCAAACAUUUGGUAUUGUAAUGGGUGGUGCAAAUCGAAAGCAAGAAGCAGAAAGACUGCAAAGAGGUGUUAAUAUUUUAGUAGCAACUCCAGGGCGCUUGUUAGAUCAUUUGCAGAAUACUCCUGGUUUUGUAUUCAAGAAUUUACAAUGUCUUAUCAUAGACGAAGCUGACAGGAUACUAGAAAUUGGUUUUGAAGAAGAAAUGAAACAAAUUAUAAAAAUAUUACCAAAAAAAAGACAAACACUUUUAUUUUCUGCUACUCAAACACGUAAAGUGGAAGAUCUAGCUCGUGUUUCAUUAAAAAAGGCGCCAUUAUAUGUUGGAGUUGAUGAUGACAAAGAAGUUUCUACUGUCGAAGGCUUAGAGCAAGGAUAUAUUGUUGUUCCAUCAGAAAAACGCUUUCUGUUGCUAUUUACAUUCCUCAAGAAAAAUAUGAAGAAAAAAGUGAUGGUCUUUUUUUCAUCUUGCCAUUCUGUAAAGUUUCAUUCAGAAUUGCUUAAUUAUAUUGAUAUACCUGUUAUGGAUAUACAUGGUAAACAAAAGCAGCAAAAGAGAACAAGUACAUUUUUUGAGUUUUGUACUGCAGAAAGUGGCAUUUUAUUAUGUACAGAUGUUGCAGCUCGUGGUCUUGACAUUCCAGAAGUUGAUUGGAUUGUUCAAUAUGAUCCACCAGAUGAUCCAAAGGAGUAUAUACACAGGGUUGGUCGAACAGCUCGUGGAUCUCAAGGUCGUGGUCAUGCUUUGUUAUUUUUACUUCCAGAGGAACUAGGAUUUUUACGUUAUCUAAAACAUGCAAAGGUUCCAUUAAAUGAAUACGAUUUUUCAAAGGCCAAAAUAUCUAACAUACAAUCACAGUUGGAAAAACUUAUAUCAAAGAAUUACUUUUUAAAUAAAUCUGCAAAAGAUGGGUAUCGUUCUUAUUUACAAGCCUAUGCUUCUCAUCAGCACCGUAAUAUUUUUAACGUGAAUACCAUUGACUUGCAAAAAGUAGGACUUUCAUUUGGUUUUACUGUUCCACCAAAUGUAAACUUGAGUGUCCAUGCAAGUAACAGUAAUAAGCUACAAAAGAGGAACGGUGCUACCGUAUACGGUACUGGCAGUCACGGAUUCAAACCCUCAAAAAGUGUAAAACGUUUUAAACCUUUAAAUAAAUUAAAUGAUCGUAGGUGACGAUUUUAAA